Messenger RNA from Exophiala bonariae, 1074 nucleotides. RefSeq lists its product as uncharacterized. The transcript has 2 exons. NCBI's taxonomy places the organism in Eukaryota, Fungi, Ascomycota, Eurotiomycetes, Chaetothyriales, Herpotrichiellaceae. Bases 1 to 1074 code for a protein of 357 amino acids. The record is from RefSeq and is a predicted model, not a curated record.
AUGGGUGCCAUCAAUAGCUGCAGAGUCCUUUGGGCUUUGCUUUCCAUUCUUUUACUAUGCAGCGCGCAGUCGUCUGUGCCCGUCGCAACUCAACCUAUUGUGUCGGCCGUAACCGUCACCUCUGUGAUUCCUUCAGUGCAGACUGUCUACUCAGUUAUCACGACGUCAUCGACGGAGCCUGCUGCCCUCUCGAUAGCGACCAUCACCAGCAUAAUAUCAGGACAGACAACGACCCUUCUGUCGACUUCGACAGGGGAUGCCAACGCGCGACCAGUAAUUAUUCAAACAAUUACGAGCACUCUACUAUCGACAAUCUCCGUCACCACAACCCAAGUUAUACAAAGCACCAUUGGCUUUACCACCAUUCUCGAACCAGGAACCACCGAGUCUACAACAGAUGUUCCUCCCGUUGGCACUGGUACAGCAUCAUCAAUUACUGAUGCCCUUCUUUCGACAAUCGUUGGAGCGACUAGCCUAGCGUCCACGACCGAGAUCCCUUCUGCUACAAGCUAUAGCACCGACUUGGUUUCUGGAGGUUCGAGCACAUCCACCACCGAACCUGCAUCUGCGACCUCUGGAACAGUCUCUAUAUCUCAAAGUGAUGGAUCUGGUGGAGGCCUUUCUGCAGGAAGCAAAGCUGGUAUUGCCAUUGGGGUUAUUCUCGGUGUGACCGCUCUUGUCGUUGGCGGUUUUCUACUUGGUCAACGAUAUACGCGAAGACGUGGUGCUGGGCCAGACCUGGCUGAAAGUCCGCCCCCCAUGGAAAAGGACGCCUUCCGAGCUGGUCGUCCGUAUGAGCUUACAGGUUCGAAUCGAUUACCGACUGAAAUGUCUGUUGGCAAAAUGCACCCGUACUCAAUGACUACGGCUGAAACCAUCAGUCCCGCCGAGUCUACGAGUGGCAGAUCCUAUGAAAUGCCUGGAAGCAGUGUUUCUCCCUACUCUGAGCCUGCAGAGCUAUCUGCACUGCCGCAACUUGAUGAUAAGGAUCCGUCACCCAUGUAUGUUGGUGUACCUGCUCAUAUGAGUGGUAGCAAGCGGUGGAGUAUGAAAGAGUAUGAGAAAAAAUUAUAA